AUGGGCAAGGUCAUAGCUGUGGGAGACUUCAACGCCCUUUUGGACAUUGAUGAGAAGGUGGAAGGUCUUCGGAAACCUUCGAAAGUCAUGGAGGAUUUUAGAGAUUUUGUAUCUGAUUGUAAAUUGAUCGAUAUCAUUCAUAAGAAUGGUAAAUUCACAUGGACUAAUAGGAGGCUAAACUUUGCCAAUAUAUCUGAAAGACUAGACCGAUUUCUGGAUGAGAAGUUUCUUGAAAAUCUGAAAGAAUGGUGGAAAGAAGUUCCUGAAAAAUUAAAAAAAGAUUGGAACAAGGUGUCCUUCAAAAAUGUUUUUGUUGAGAAAAGUAGAAUUAAGGAUGAGCUAGAAGAAAUUGGCAAUCAGGUAAUGCGAUUCAGUAUGACCAAUGUAGAAUUGGAAUUGGAGAAAAAACUUAAAACCCAGUAUAUGGAAAUUUUGAAGCGGGAGGAACUGUAUUGGAAAGAUAAGGCUAGGGAACUUUGGAUUGCCGAGGGCGAUCUCAAUACUAAAUUCAUUCAUGCCUCUUCCAAGGCUAGAAGGAUCAACAAUAAGAUAUGUUCGAUCAAAUAUGAGAAUGGGAUUUUGAAAAACUCGGCCAAUGACAUCGAGCUAAUUGCUCUCAAAUACUACAUGGAUAUAUUGGGUUGUUCUGAGCAAGAUUAG
Messenger RNA from Cryptomeria japonica (Japanese cedar), 660 nucleotides. RefSeq lists its product as uncharacterized. The coding region runs from base 1 to 660 and encodes 219 amino acids. The record is from RefSeq and is a predicted model, not a curated record. Lineage: Eukaryota; Viridiplantae; Streptophyta; Pinopsida; Cupressales; Cupressaceae. The transcript is spliced from 3 exons.